Rubroshorea leprosula is the source of this 999-nucleotide messenger RNA. NCBI's taxonomy places the organism in Eukaryota, Viridiplantae, Streptophyta, Magnoliopsida, Malvales, Dipterocarpaceae. The record is from the annotation of a GenBank genome assembly.
AUACAAUAGAGAUCCUAUUAACAAUGUAAUGAGCAAGGAACCGAUGUGUCUAAUCAGUUUGAACUACAAUUGAAUACUUUAAUGAGUUAAACAUUUAUGCUGAACCAUUUUAGAGUUGGUAUUAUGGAUUUUUUUUUUUCCAAUAAUGAUUUUAGUAUUAUCACUUUGGUUUGGAAGUUGUUUGGUGUUUGCUAUUGGUUUUCAGGAAGCUGUCAAAGAAGCGAUUGAGAGGGUCCUGCUAUGGGAAAAGGUUAUUGAUCAGUACUGUCGACCUGAUAGGAUUACAGCAAAGAAACAGCAAGAGGAGCUAGAAAAAGUUGCCGAAAACAUUCCUAACAGUGCGCCUGCUUCUGUGAAGCAAUCUGCCAAUCGUUCAAUUCUUUCCCUGCAGAGCAACCCUGGUUGAGGAUUUGACAAGAAAUUCCAAUUCAUGGAUAAGCUUGCACGGGAGGUCCCUCAACAAUACAGUUGAAGUUGGAAGGCUUGUUUCUGAUGAUGAUGUCUUGAUUACUGAGAUCCAUCUUCAUCUGGAAUCGAUAUAUGUUGAUUCAAUCUUCAUUUGAAAAAUAAUCUGAUAUGCAAAAUGCUUUUCAAAAAAUUUUGGAGCUAUGUGCUAUAAUUGACUGUUGGAAAUAAACUCCUCAAGCAGGUCUUUUGCUUUUCUUUGCAACAAUACUUCAUUCGAAAACAAUCAUAUGUGUGGUAUAUUGUAUGGGGAUCAGCGAAGAGCAAUCACCAGAAUACAAGCAAGAUGUUAAGCAUGACUAUAACAUGAGAUGGGAGACUUUCUAUGGAUGAAGUUUCUUAUUAUCCUUGGUGGCAAACUCUGGUUAUGGACAUAUCACUGAAGGUUUUUUUGAGCAAAUCUUAAGACACAAAGAAGCAUAGAAGUAGCUUCAAUGUUGUUUACAACAAAAUCUAUCUGAGUUUGACUAUGGACUAGAGUAUCAUUUGUCUCGUGUUGCCAGAGUUGAAUUAUAAUACAAGUGUUGCAACAAA